Molecule: messenger RNA, 1767 nt
Organism: Eublepharis macularius
Lineage: Eukaryota; Metazoa; Chordata; Lepidosauria; Squamata; Eublepharidae
Gene: ACRBP
Product: acrosin binding protein
Exons: 10
Coding region: 1-1596 (531 amino acids)
Cellular component (GO): nucleus; acrosomal vesicle
Source: RefSeq, a predicted model, not a curated record
AUGGAGGAGCCCCUGAGGCUCAAGGCCCUGCCAUGGCCCUUUCUGGUGGGGUUCUCAUUCUUCCUGUCACAGUUGAUCCCUAGCACCUUAUCCCCGGUCCCAGGUAGCCCCCUCACAGAAAAGGAGUACGAAGUCUUUUUCUCUGCUCUGAGGCCCGAGUGGAAGGCAAUCAUGAUGUGUCAGAUCCGGCGCAACAAGGGAUGCCAGAGUCCCCAGAUCAAACAGCUCGACGAGUACGAGAACCACGGCCAGAUUCCAGAGGGUCCCGUCUGUGCUGACCUUCCCCAGAGCCACCGUUUUGAGACUUUCUGUCUAUUUGCACAGUUCCGAUGCUUAGAUCAGAGAUUCUACGCCAAGCGUAUCGAGUGUCCUGUUUUGGCUCCUGCUGAAAAGACCAGUGUCCCGGCUGAGACGCAGCUUCCUCCAGGACGCUCAGAGACGGAGAUGAGGCCCGUGAAAGAACCGGUUCCAAGCCAGACAGAUGUCAUACAUUCAGUCCAGGAUUCCCGGGAUGCCAUACACCCAGCCCAGGAUUCCCAGGAUGCAAUACACCCAGCCCAGGAUUCCCGGGAUGCCAUACGCCCAGCCCAGGAUUCCCUAGAUGCCAUACACACCGUCCAGGAUCUCCACUCCAGCAUCGAUACCCUUUUGAAAUACUCCUUUGCUGUCUCAGGCCAGAAGCCUGAGCUCCGGCGGGACUUCCCAGUUGUGAGCAGCAGCGCGGGAGCUCUCCAAGCACCUGUGCAUCAGGAGCAGCCAAGCCACUCCCAAGUAGGGCUUCUUGCUGCCACCCCUGAAACAGCCACCCCGGAAACCGGUGAGAUCAAAGAGUCAAAGGAGAGCACUGAAGCUUCCGAAGGCAGAAGACGAGCUUUGGAUCUCCAAAAGAUCCCAGUGACAAAGUCCAAAGGCAGACUCUUAGACCUUGAGAAGGAGGACGCUCUGUUGAUUCUCUGCUUUGCGGUGCUUGAAGAUGUCUGCAUCUCCUCGGUGGUUAGCAAGGCCUGGAAACGAAUGGAGGACAACAUCCUUGGCUACAGCAGCCUGGUGUGUGACAGCCUUGGUCGACGACACAUGGACAUGUGUCCCAUGUGUGCGUUCUGCUCCCUGAAGAUGGAGCAGUGCCAACGGGCCUCUGAUCUGAGGCGUGUCCACUGUGAUGACAGUGGCAUGUACACCGCCUACAUCAACCCUGGGAUUGUGUCUCAGUACCAGGACACAGGCACCAAGGCUGACUCCCCAGAGGUAGAGUAUUAUGGGAUGGAUGUCUAUGGAGGCAUGAAAGCAGACCAGUGGUGUGGCCACUUGGCCACCCGUGGCUGUGAUGAUCCCCGGGUCGAUCUCUGGCUGCAGACAGAAUAUUCUUUCUUCCAGCAAGGAGAUUACCCAGACAAGAUCUGUGACUCCGAAAGAGUUGAACAUCCCAAUUACUGCGCUUUCAAGAGCCAUCAGUGCCUGGAGAACAGUCUCAGUGGACAGAAGGUGCUGCGGCGUGGCUGCUUCAAAAAUGAGACAUACCAUGUGCUAAGCACCGAGGAAGGGAAAGAGGAGGUUCAGCUGUGGAGUCGGAAAUUUUCAAGUUUUUCUGAGGGCUGAAUGCAGGAAGGAAUGCCGAGGAGUAAUUUUUCACAAGGAGGAGGGCCGGGAUCACCAUUGCCGCCCCAGGGCAUGGCUCCCUUCUCCGGCACUCUCUGAACAGGCUGCCUUCUGCAGCUGAAAUGCAAUCUCCUCUUCUUUGUUUCACUGCUGUGAAAUCUGCCUGCCUUU